GGAGGAGUUCCCCUUGUGAGUGCCGAAGCCCUCUGCUCUGCAUUCCGGCGGAGCGCACAAGCACACACCGGCCGCAGCCCAGUCCCGGGCCGAAAGACUCGUUGUCUAAACUCAAAGUAGAGACGAGGGGAAAAAGUUCCUCCGCGUAUGUUUUCUACAGUUUUUCCCUCCUCGUUGCGUUGUUGACACUUCGCCCUGGUUGUGGAAUGGUUUACGGUUCCUCUGAGAGCUGUCUGAACUGUGAGAGAAGGUGGUUUCUGUCCGCUCUUUAAGGUACGAGCCUUAAUUUAUCCUAACACUGUAACUCCAGACUGUUGGUGCGCCAUGGUGAUCAUGACAGAGAACAGCCGGGGGGCUCAGUCCAGCCCUGCCCAGGGAAGGCCGCUGCAGGUCGGCUUCUACGAGAUCAUCCGCACCCUGGGGAAAGGCAAUUUUGCAGUGGUGAAACUGGCCAAACAUAAAGUCACCAAAACACAGGUGGCCAUAAAGAUAAUUGAUAAGACCAGGCUGAAUCCCUCAAACCUGGAAAAAAUUUACAGAGAGGUGCAGAUUAUGAAGCUGCUGAACCACCCCCAUAUCAUCAAACUGUACCAGGUCAUGGAGACCAAAGACAUGCUGUACAUCGUGACAGAGUAUGCAAAGAACGGAGAGAUGUUUGACCACCUGACCUCAAAUGGCCGUAUGAGUGAAGAUGAGGCACGAAAGAAGUUCUGGCAGAUUCUUACAGCAGUGGACUACUGCCAUCGACACCACAUCGUUCACCGUGACCUAAAAACUGAGAACCUGUUGCUCGAUGCCAACAUGAAUAUCAAACUGGCUGACUUUGGAUUUGGAAACUUCUACAAUGCAGGGGAGCCUCUGUCUACAUGGUGCGGUAGCCCGCCUUAUGCCGCGCCUGAAGUGUUUGAAGGGAAAGAGUAUGAGGGGCCUCAGCUGGACAUUUGGAGCCUCGGUGUGGUACUUUAUGUUCUCGUCUGCGGCUCUCUUCCAUUUGAUGGCCCCAGCCUUCCUGCACUCAGACAGAGAGUCACAGAGGGACGAUUCAGAAUCCCAUUCUUCAUGUCCCAAGACUGUGAAAACCUGAUCCGUAAAAUGCUGGUGGUGGACCCAGCCAAGAGAAUCAGUGUGGCCCAGAUCAAGCAGCAUCGCUGGAUGCUGGCAGACCCAACAGCUGCCCACCAGACUCUCAGCCAUUCCUUCACAGAGUACAACUCAAACCUGGGCGACUACAGCGAACCUGUGCUGGGCAUCAUGAACACACUGGGCAUCGACCGCCAGAGGACUAUCGAGUCUCUGCAGAGCAGCAGCUACAAUCACUUCUCUGCCAUCUACUAUCUGCUGCUGGAGAGAGUGAGAGAGCAUCGCACCCAGCAGCUGAGCCGCCAGUGUGGAACCUGGAGCCAGAGACCCAGGAGCACCUCCGACUCCACCGGCCCAGAGGUGAUUAGGGAGUCCACCGACAGCUUUAGGACUACAGCAUUUUCAAUUCCAGCCAAAAAUACUCCUCAUGUGUACUCGGAGAUGGAGUGUGAUCAAGGUGGAUUGUUCCAGCGUGUGGUGUUUCCAGUGGAGGCCAGCCUGAACAGACUGCUCUGGAAUCGCUCCAUUUCACCCAACAGCCUGCUGGAGACGAGCAUCAGCGAAGAGGUGCGACCCAGAGACCUGGAGGAGGAGGAGGCAACACAAACUCUCGGACCCCUGCUCCCUCCUACCACCACCUCCCGCAGACACACUCUGGCUGAGGUGUCCGCUGGUUUCCACCAGUGCAACCCUCCAUGUAUCGUGGUCAGUCCCUCUGAUGGUGCCUCUUCUGACAGCUGUCUGAAGUCCUCAUCCAGUCCCACCCCCACUUUGCAGGCUGCUAUGGGUGAGGUGUCAACGCUUCUGGCCUCUGGGGCUGAAGGUGGAGCUCUGCUGCAAGCUGGAGCUCCUCUGGCCCUCUCCUCCCACCUCCUUCCCCAGGCCCAGGGCAGCCUGCCGUCCGCCAGCUUCCAAGAGGGUCGUAGAGCCUCUGACACCUCCCUUACACAAGGCCUCAAAGCUUUCCGCCAGCAGCUGAGGAAAAACACACGCACUAAAGGGCUUCUGGGAUUAAAUAAGAUCAAGGGUCUGACGAGGCAGGUUGUCCCUCCACCCUCCUGUAACCGCGGAAGCCGAGGGUCACUGGGUCCAGCCCUCUCUGAGCACCGCAGCAUGCUGGAGGAGGUGCUGCACCAGCAGAGAAUGCUGCAGAUCCAGCACCAGCUUCAGCCUCAGGUCCAAGCAGCUCAGACAGGACAUACCCAGAAUCCCCUGCUCUUUCUGGCCCAGCAGCAGGCGCCCUCUCCUCCACCUACUUCUGUUUUUGCUCCCUCCCCCAUGUUUGACACCCCCGCCCCCUCUGCCCUGCCUCUUCAGCAAGCAUCAGUUGGUCUACAGCACGGCCCCUGGCAACAAACCCUCGAGACUUCCUCCUCUGGCUGCUCCUCAUCCUCCUCAUCCUGCUACUCCUCUUCGCUGUCCCCCGUGGCCUCCGCUGCUUACCUUCUCGAGGCUCGUCUGCACAUCAGCCAGCAACCCCGCCCUCACCCCCACUCCAGCCUCCAGCAGCAGCCCCAAUCUACAACACAAGGCACCUUCCCGUUCCUGUCCAAACCAGUGGUGUGGAGCUUGGACGCAGCCUCAAGCACAGAUCCAGACGUGCAGGAGUUGGGCCUGGCUGGGCAGCAGCAGCUCAGUAGCUGUGUGAUGGUGAAGUAAAACAUAAGCCAUGUUGAAGACCUCUCGGUGACACUUGGAGCAAAAAUGACUUGAUUUUGAGUUCAGAAAAAAAUAGAGCAUAAGUGAGGUGAAAGAACAAAAAGCAGAUGCAAGCGACAAACGUACACUUAACAACAUGGGUUACACGUGUUGUACGCACGUGUGUAUGUUGUGUGUAUGGUUUUGAUAUCAUAUAAGCUAAAGACUAAGCAAUAACCAAACUCUGGAUGAGGUGUUAAAUCCGUAUCAGACAGCCAGAGAAGCAAUAAUAGACUGAAAGACUCUCAUCCAGCUCUGUGAUGGACUCACUUGAAUAAAAUGAGAGCUGACGUUAGCUGAUACAAUUAUCUCUCACAUGUUUUGAUGCUGUCUAAGUUCAGUUUUUGAUUUUCUGCAAACAGAAAGGCUCCAUCUUCCUCAUUCUUUUUUUAGUCACUUUUUGUGUCAUUUCCUCUUCUUGAUGUUUUUCACUUGACUGGACAGAAGACCAAAAUUCUUUCUUUUUCUUUUUUAAAUUUUUUCAACUUUGUUCACCUUUUUAAAGAGACGUUUCUCUGUAGCAGUGCAAUGAACAUGCAAUAUAGUGCCCUAAGCUUACAUACGUUCACUGAAGGAGACAAUUUUGGUUUGUAUUGAAACUGUGAUUUUUUUUUUUUUUUUUUUUUUUUUGUCCUGUGCUGCUGGGUUUUUUUUUUCUGUGAUUUUUUUUCCCUAGAUUAUUAUAGCUACGCAAAUGAUGCUUUUACCUCAAGCUGCAAAAAGACUGCUACAUCCUCAUCAGCCAAAACUGAAGGAAGUGUGUCUCGCUGAUUGAGUAAAGCACAACAGGUACAUCAGUCAGCUGGGUAGCACCUCACAUAUGUGGAUACAGCGAUCCGUAUUCCCCUCAUUUGAUAAGCACCUUCUUGUUAGAUGCUUUUACUACCUCCUCGGGCAAGAAAUUAGAACAGAAAAACCUUUCAAAAUCCUCUAACAACGUGUCGUCAAUCCCAGAAUAUCAGAGGAAAGACACUUUUCAUAUGGACAUAACAAAGACUGUGGGAACAGUGCAAUAUUUCACAUUGAAAUACAAAGGAAAGAUAAAUCUCUACAUAGGAUUGUCAAAAUGUACAUGCGGAUAUGCCUGAGGCUUUUUUGUUUUUACUUUUAAUGUGUCUGUUUGACCUUGCUGUGCUAGCUAGCUGACUAGAAAGGGUACUAGUUAUGUAACAUAAUAACAUGAUACUGUAGAAAUUGAGAGUGAAGGCAUUUCAAAAUGCUGUUUCUGCACACAGCAUUCUUGUAGUUCUUUAACUGAAAGGAAGAUUUUGGGUUUUACCAAAGAGUGAACAUCACAAGAGAUGGGUGAUCUAUCACAGAUACACUACUGACUUUUCACUUUGAAUGCUGUCUCAAAAUGUAGCAUGGUGGUUAGCUAGCAUUUUCACAUGAUCUCCUUAGCUUUUGCUGUGAGAAAAACUCCCGCUGCCACCAAACCUUAAUGCUACACGUGUUGUUAAUAUCUCUAGCUGUUACUAUCAGGAGAACCACGGUGGUAUUCAUUUUUGUACUUUUCUAGAAAAGAAGAAGAAAAAAAAUCAGAACAUAGCAAUACCAUGUUGUGCUGGAAGUUGAACUUUCUUCAGUUGUCCAUAAGUGGCUAGAAAUAGGUACAAAUGACCUGCAACAACCUGAUGUAUUUGUGCAGAUGUCGUAUUAGAAAGCUGCAAGAGAUGCAUAACAUUGGAAGUUUAGUUAAUUUUUUCUCAUAUCCGUGGAACAUCUUGCAGAGGAGCAGUGUUUUUCCAAACCCAGUUCUACGUUGGAAACAUGCAGUAUUGAUAUUUUUACCCAACAAUUUUUAGUUGAUUGCACUCAUUACCAACACUCGUGCCUUUCUCUGAACAAACCCACAAUCGGAGGUUUCCAUCUCUGAUCACUACACUGAAGAAAUUAAAAUGGAUGGCUCUGUUAUUGGCUGUUCACUCAGACGCCCCUUUUGAUAGCUUCUUUAUAAUUUGAGCUUGCUGUGUAAACUGAAGCAAGAAUUGCACUUUAUUCAUAUUUCUUAUUACCAUUUUUUUGUUUUUUUUUGUUUCUCAUGAUGAAAAAAACUUCAUAAAUCUAUUGAAACACUAAGACUCUUGAUGCAAAUCUGUAAAAUGACCCUUUUGAUAAACUUUGGAUAAUAAGAAGUACUUCAUGUUUUUUUUCUUUGUUAUCCUUUGUUAUUUGUUACCUGACUGUGUGAACAUGUGCAUGUCUGUGUGUGACUGUGUGUGUGAAAGUGUGAGUGUGUGGAAGGGAGGAACAGAAAGAGACAGGAAAGGAGAGAGAAAGCUAGUUCAGGAAAGAUUGUUUAUUUAUCUGGCUAUUUAUUUAAAUAA
This is a messenger RNA of Xiphias gladius (swordfish), 5105 nucleotides long. RefSeq names its product salt-inducible kinase 1 (gene sik1). Gene Ontology annotation, cellular component: cytoplasm. The record is from RefSeq and is a predicted model, not a curated record. The coding region runs from base 325 to 2739 and encodes 804 amino acids. Lineage: Eukaryota; Metazoa; Chordata; Actinopteri; Istiophoriformes; Xiphiidae. Gene Ontology annotation, biological process: protein phosphorylation; microtubule cytoskeleton organization; intracellular signal transduction. The transcript has 14 exons. Gene Ontology annotation, molecular function: ATP binding; protein serine/threonine kinase activity; tau-protein kinase activity.